UCCUGGGAGGCAGGGAUUAUGGGCCAACCAGCCAGCGUUGGCCACUUCCUGCAGGUCAAGGGAAUGUCAGCCCAGACUGUAGACCAGCGGUUCUCAACCUGUGGGUCGUGGCCCCUGCAUAUCAGAUACGAUUCAUAACGGUAGCAAAAUUACAGUUAUGAAGUAGCAACAAAACUAAUUUUAUGAUUGGGGGUCACCAGAACAUGAGGAACUGUAUUAAAGGGUUGCGGCAUUAGGAAGGUUGAGAACCACUGCUCUAGACUCUUCAGCUCUUCCUUUAAACCUCUCUAAGCAGCCGCGGCUGCUCCUUGGCCUUCCUGCCCCAGGAAGGGUGUGUGGCAUCACUCCAUCUAGCCUUGCUACUCUUUAGUGGAUGGUCUCUUCAUUUUUUUCAUAGCACUUCCCAAGGUUCGUAAUUAUACAGGUGUAUUUUCUUGUUCAUUGUCUGCCUUUCUUUCUAGAAGGCAAGAGGUCAGGAGCACAGGGCCUAGAACAAAGUGAGUCUCAGUAAACAUUCGUUGAAUGAGUGGCAACAUGUGUUUUGGUCUCAGAUGUGGGUUCGAAUUUCGGCUCUGCCAUCGUUCUUAACUGUGAGAUUGACUCAUCUGCUAACCACUAAUCUCUCAGAGUCUCAGUUUUCUCAUCUGUAAAAAGGGGAUAUAAGAUUUACCUCACAGAAUUGUUCGGGAGAUCAGGCAAGAUACCAUGUAAAGGGGCCAGGCAUGGUAGCUCACGCCUGUAAUCCUAGCACUCUGGGAGGCCGAAGCGGGUGGAUUGCCUGAGCUCACAGGUUCGAGACCAGCCUGAGCCAGAGCGAGACCUCAUCUCUAAAAAUAGCUGGGCAUUGUGGCAGGCGCCUGUAGUCCCAGCUACUUAGGAGGCUGAGGCAAGAGAAUCACUUGAGCCCAAGAAUUUGAGGUUGCUGUGAGCUGUGAUGCCAAGGCACUCUACCCAGGGUGACAAAGUGAGACUCUUGUCUCCAAAAAAAAAAAAAAAAAAAAACCAUGAAAAGUAUUUGGGGAUCCAUCAAUGUGAGCUUCUUUUUUCUGGCAUCGAAGGAAAGUGACCAUCCCUCCCAAGCAGGUCCUGGGCUAUCGAAUAAAGCAGCUCAUUUUCCCCAACAUGCAGAGGAUGAGUAAGCCAGGCCUGGUGGAAGCAAGAUGGGGAGCCCUAAGCACAUGAGUGUGGUGGAGGUGGUUUCAUGAAGGCUCUGUGUCAGCCAGGAUGGGUGGCUGGGGAGCUUGGCUGGGGGUGGGGUAGGCUUCAGGGAAGAGGGUUCAGGGCUGGGAAGAAGGAUGAAGCUUCAAUGUGGGGACCGGAACCUGGCUGACCCAGUAUAAUGCCUCACCAUGGCACUAGCCCUUCCCUGGAGGGGUUAAUUCUAUUUCAUAGUUGUCUGUUUUUUGGGGGGGGGGUUGAGGACAGAAAAAGGGAAAUUACAGAGAGAAAACUGGUCUAAUAACUUCUCUCUGUCUUUCUGUCUUUCUCUCUCUUGUCUCUGUGCUGGUUUAGGUAUUUGUUUUGGGGACAAAACAAAAUCCUUUCCAGAAGAUGAAUGAGCUUGGAUCCUCCUCUUCAUCAUUUCAGAAUUGGCAAGGAUACUAUUUUUAAAAAGAGGAUGACAGGUGACCUGGAAUUAUAGAGUUGUUAGGGCUAAGAAUAUGGUAGGAUGCACCCAGAUGUGGGAACCAUGGUAAGGGCAGGAGAAAAUCUGCCUGCUGGAGCAGGAAUCUAGAUCAAAUGUUGGACUAGAGUUUCCCAGCUGCUCCAAGGACAACUGUCUUGCUUUGCGCUGGGCAGUCUGCUGGAUCCUGGCUCCCAGCCUUGACUGAAGGCUUGCUGGCCUAGGAAGCACAAUCGAAUUACCUGGUCAAUUCUGACAUGACAGCACUGGCUGUGACAUGAUGACUGGUCUGGAGUUGGACGGUCUCAGGGUCUCAGGGUCCCUACUCUGCUACUCAUUAGCUUUACACCUCCCCAGUUUUCCUGACUUUAAAAUAAAGGGGCUAGACUAGAACAGCUGUUCACAACCUGUGGGUCGUGACCCACAGGAACUGUAUUAAAGGGUUGCGGCAUUUGGAAGGUUGAGAACCACUGGACUAGAAGGUCCUUGUGAUUCUGAAUGUAGCUUCUUCUGGAAUUUCUAGGUUUUGCCCUGGAUCUCAGCAGAGCUACACUGCCUAGAGCCAUUGGGAAGGGAUGGAGAGAGGUCUAACCAAAUUUGCUGGGUGGCCAAGUAUAUGUUGUAUUCUCUCUGGGCCUUGGUUUCUUCUUUGGUUGUCUGGGCAUAAUCCUUUGGCUGCCUGUCAUUGAGGAGAGGGGAAGGGGCCUAUCAAUAUAGAGUUUUUCAAUUUAUACGCAAAAAUGAGGAUGCAGGCUCCCUGGCACGGACAGUAAGGACUCAGAGUGCAAAAGAGAGUCCUCGCAAAGAGAAUGUCUAUGAAGGGGCUGGAGGUGACCUGAAGACUCUCUGAAAUAAUUCCUCCUCUCUUUGCAGAGAAGGAUGCUGGCUUAUCCUGUUUAGGUAAGGAUGGUUACCAAGUAUGUUCAGGGUGGCUGUACCCUUCCACCCUUGAGCCCAUCUGACUUAGGACUACUAAGUGCUCCGGAGGGGUCAGCUGAGUGAGUACGGAUGGGGGGCAAUGCCCAGCAGGUUUCAACUUUAGUUUGGAGGUUGCAUCUGUCCUCUAAAUGACGGUGGUUCUCAUUGGUUGUAAAUUGACAUCACCUAAAAACUUCAUUCAUUUACUGAUUUUAGAGAUGGGGGUCUAUGUUCCCCAGGCUAGUCUUGAAUCCUGGGCUCAAGUGAUCCUCCUGCUUUGGCCUCCUGAGAAGUUGGGACUCUGGGUGCAUAUCACUGUGCCUGGCAAGAGCACUUUAAAACUAGUGACAGCUGAGUCUUUUGUCCAGAAAUUCUGACUGACUUGGUCUGGGGUGUGGCCUGGACAUUGGACUUGUAAUAACUUCCCAAGUGGUUCCCACGCACAGUCAAGGUUGAGAACUCCUGUUUUCACUUUCUCUAAACCCUCAUUACUCCUAAUGUGGCCUGAGGAUUCCACUUUGAAUGGCAAGGACAAAAUAACCAAGUUUUGUUUCUUUCCUGGAGGUGGAGAAGAAUUUGGGGUUGGGACUAGAUUGGGGAUGAGUGGGAAGAAGGAAGUGGGGUCCGUGGGAGGCAAUGAUGGCAGAUGUCUGGGAAGAAGGGUGCUUCAUUUUAAUUGGAAAAGUUUGUCAGAAAGAAAGACACAGAGAGGUGGUCUCCAGAAGAUAGGCAGACAAAUAACAGUGCCUUGGGAACAAAGCCUUUUGGGCUGGGUAGGCCAGGUUCUUAAUUGCUGCCUCUACAGGAAAGUCCUUGAAUUUGGAGGAUCCAGUAACAUAAAGGAGAGGGUGGAGGACAUGGUGGAUGGUCUCCAUGAUCUGACUGAGGUGGAGCAAAAAGAUGUGCUAAGCUCCCUGAUGCAUUGCCUCAGCAAGGAUGGGCAUCUGGAGGAUCUACAGGAAAGAGUGUCUGAGGCCCUGAUCUCUGGUGAGCUGCAGAUGGAGAGCUCAUCAGGGCUGCUGCUAAGCACCCUUUUUAAUACUGCUGGGAUCUUGUUGAAAGCACGUGACGAAACCAUUCUGGACCUCCUGGAUGCCUUGAUAGAGCUAUCUGAGGAGAAGCAGUUUGUGGUGGAGGCCCUGGAGAAAGGGACCCUGCCCCAGUUGAAGGAUCAAGUGAGACAGCCUGGACUGAGGACCAAGGUAAUAGUGGAAGAAAGAGUGCCAUGAUGGAUGAGUACAUCUCCCUGUGGGCUCAGGACUGUGGCCGAAUAUUUGCCAUUUGUGGUAUAUCAUUGUUCACUGCGUGCACAGUCUGGUGGAUUUCCUUCCUUCCAGGUGGAGCAGAUCUUGGAUAAGCAGGCCAGCAAUCCUCAUGACAUGAGCUGGGACUCUGAGGCAUCAACCUGUGUGCCCUCUAUGUUGCUGUCUCCAUUCUGCUGCAGCUGUGUAAGAGCUGAGCACACCUCUGUCUCUUCUUCAU
Nycticebus coucang (slow loris) is the source of this 4024-nucleotide messenger RNA. RefSeq names its product gasdermin B (gene GSDMB). The record is from RefSeq and is a predicted model, not a curated record. Bases 3040 to 3771 code for a protein of 243 amino acids. Gene Ontology annotation, molecular function: phosphatidylinositol-4-phosphate binding; phosphatidylserine binding; phosphatidylinositol-4,5-bisphosphate binding. NCBI's taxonomy places the organism in Eukaryota, Metazoa, Chordata, Mammalia, Primates, Lorisidae. The transcript has 4 exons. Gene Ontology annotation, biological process: defense response to bacterium; pyroptotic inflammatory response.